This is a messenger RNA of Helobdella robusta, 408 nucleotides long. RefSeq lists its product as hypothetical. Bases 1 to 408 code for a protein of 135 amino acids. The record is from RefSeq and is a predicted model, not a curated record. The transcript has 2 exons. Lineage: Eukaryota; Metazoa; Annelida; Clitellata; Rhynchobdellida; Glossiphoniidae.
AUGUGCAGAUCGACACAGUACGCACAUCUCGCGUACGACAUGCGAGGAUCGCUUAGAACAGUGGCGUCACUAGGGUUGGUGUCACCCGGUGCGGUAACUCAUGGUGUCACCCCUCUCAUGACACCCCAUAGACAUACAGCAUUCUUAGCAAAAUUUAUAAAUACGAACAAAGAGAAGGAGAGUAACCAUGAGCGUAGUUGUGUAAUGCCAAACAUAUCCGGUGAGCAGAUUAAGAACAGAAGCAACGAGAAAGACACCUUCGAACAUUUCCUCAUCCAGGCGGCGAGUAAGGUAGUCGCAGUUGUAAUUGAAUACACCACCAAUGAGAAAAAGUUUGUCACCAUGUACGUGGGAGGUGUGCGAGAACCUAUUGAAGCAUCAAUUUUGAAUAUUGCAUCGAUCAUUUAA